AAGGCAGGAGGGGCGAACAAAUGCCAAAGCAGCCGGCUACUCAGCGGUAGAGGCAGCGAGGAGAAAGGCCGGUCGCUUUUUGUUAGAACCCCCGUCAUUCCCUACACCCCUGGUGAGCGGUUUUUCGGGGUGCCAGGCUCAGCGGCUCCAUACCAGCCCCUCUAGCAUUUGCCUGUGGGUAAAUAUGUCUUCAGCCACUGGUGGAGACAGAGGACUUGAAUCUUCCUUGGAAGCGAGUAUCAGCAGCACGUGUUCUUAUGGAUCUACCCGUGCCAGGAUUUUUAAGAUCAUUGUGAUUGGUGACUCCAAUGUGGGGAAGACCUGCCUGACGUAUCGCUUCUGCACAAGCUAUUUCCCUGAACGGACAGAGGCCACCAUCGGUGUGGACUUUAGGGAGAGGUGUGUAGAUAUAGAUGGAGAAAGAAUAAAGAUUCAGCUAUGGGACACGGCUGGUCAAGAACGCUUCCGCAAGAGCAUGGUCCAGCAUUACUAUAGGAAUGUACAUGCUGUGGUUUUUGUGUACGACAUCACCAAUAUGGCAAGUUUCCAUAGUCUACCAGCCUGGAUAGAGGAGUGCAAGCGGCAUUUACUUACCAAUGAUGUGCCCCGCAUUCUGGUCGGCAAUAAGUGUGACCUAAAGGACUCUAUUCAAGUACCCACUGACUUAGCUCAAAAGUUUGCUGACUUACACAGCAUGCCAAUGUUUGAAACCUCCGCCAAGAAUACCAAUGACCACGUUGAGGCUAUAUUCAUGACACUGGCACACAAGCUGAAGAGUCACAAGCCACUGGUCUUGAGUCAGCCGCCAGAGAAUACAGUAGAGCUUAAUUCUGGAGCCAAGACCUCCUUUCCGUGCGGUUGCUAGAUUUCUGUUUUUAUCAGACUCAAAUGCAGGAAGCAUUUUACAAGUUCCAUUGAAGUAGAAGUCAGCUUGGUGGCAAGACCGCCAGGAAGAUGCAUGGUUUUAUGGAGGUCAAGUUAAGGCAUGUUCUAUUCAGGGGUCUUGCAUUGAGCCUCAUUGUAACCGUUAUUAUAGCGUGGACUUUUCAGAAACCCAAUCGUUCGAGUUGUGCAUUUUUUUUUCUUCUUUCCUCAAACUACAUAACCUUUUUUGCUAAAUGUGAUUUUUAAUUCUGAAAAGUGUACGAUGUCCAUGUGCUUUCCUGUUUGACUUCACCUAAACUGCAUUUCUCUAACCUUUUUUUCCCUGUAUUUUAGUCUUUCCAUUACAUUUGUCUAUUCCCCAUCCCCCCCCCUUCCAGUCGGACAGAGGCUAUGUGCACAGAAAGCUGGUAGUGCCUUGUUGGAAUCGGACCUAGCCCAUAGCAGAUUGAUCCAUGUGCCUGUGACCAUAUUGCUGCUGUUGGGACAGGUCUACAGUUGCAUACGGUUCUAUAUUUGAAGUAAAACUCUAAGAAGUCACUGUGAGUAAUGGUGAGUGAUUGGAGUCAGACAAGGUCAUUUCCUUCCUCUUAUGUAGCCAGACAAGCUGAACUGUUUCUUGAAACCAAGAAGAAAGACCCAGAGAACCUCUUUACAUUGCCCAGACUGUGACUGUCAAGACCCAAGAAGUCAAGCUAGGACUAGCACAAACUUACUGUUUUAUGGUCUACCUUGUACUUGUGUCCUUCACAAUAGUUUACUACUUAAUCUAAGGAGUUGCUUUCAUUUCCCAUCUUAAAGGGACUGAAAACAUAUAGAAAAUCUCAGCACAACCGUUUUAAAUGUCAUUUUUAACACCUUCAUGUGUGUCGUUCAUGUCAAGUAUAUUACUGUCUGCUUGUGAUAGAAAAUGCACUAAAUAUUUUACAUGUAUUGUUAACAGGGACUACUGGGUUAAACCAGCCUUGUCUUAUAGCUCAAAAUAUAUAUAGAGAUGCGCUAGAACACUUGUCUUGUUGAAAAUAUAAGCAAAGUAUUUCCAAAGUAUUAAAGGGGAUGUUCAAUGGGAUAAAACUUCCUAAAAAAUAAAAUAAGCUGUACUCAUCUCACCAGCCGCCCACUGCUGCUGUUGCCACACUUAUCAGCAGGGACCUGGUCUCCACUUUCUGGUCACUACACAAGAAAAUGGGUGGAAAUUGCUGCUAAGCCCGUCAGUUGUGAAUUGGCUGAGCUGGCAUUUCUUGUUUGUUGAGACUGGAAAGGGAAGCAGAGACCAGCGGGAAUCCACUAAGUGUUGGAAUGGAAGUGAUGAGGGAUCAGUGAAUUGAGUAAGACCCCAUCAACACAACCGUGUGACAGGUGUGUCCACGAUCUGCAUGUUGCCGACAAGGAUAGGACACGUUCUAUCUUCGACUGCAACGUGUGGAUCGUGGACCUAUUGCGGUCAAUGGGUCCGCACCGCAAUGUGGGGACAACGCGGCCAGUACCCAUGUUUUGCGGAUCUACUGUUUGUGGUCCGCAAAAUGGACACAUCCAUCAAAUGGUCGUGUGAAUGGGGCCUAAUACUUAUUUUUAUCCAGACAACCCCUUGUACCAUACAAGAUUUUUUAGUAAGGUUCCUUUCACAUAACUGUUGGAGUAAGAAUUGUAUAUUUCUUGCUUAAAUGAAAACAUAAAAAGGGGGGUGGGAAAACCUUUUAUAUUCCUAUGAUUUGAUAUAGUCCAUAAAAACCAAGAAGGUAAUAGACGCCUCUGGUUCUGUUAAGAACUGAUUUCAGGUCUAUAUACAUAGCUGAAAUGCUUAAAGGCUAUGGGCACCUUUUGGGAGCAGUAUUUUUAUUAUUGCAUUUUACUCAUUUUAGGUUA
Bufo bufo (common toad) is the source of this 2748-nucleotide messenger RNA. RefSeq names its product RAB33B, member RAS oncogene family (gene RAB33B). The transcript has 3 exons. Lineage: Eukaryota; Metazoa; Chordata; Amphibia; Anura; Bufonidae. The record is from RefSeq and is a predicted model, not a curated record. Gene Ontology annotation, biological process: Rab protein signal transduction. Gene Ontology annotation, molecular function: GTPase activity; GTP binding. Gene Ontology annotation, cellular component: Golgi apparatus; endosome. The coding region runs from base 185 to 865 and encodes 226 amino acids.